Lobosporangium transversale is the source of this 631-nucleotide messenger RNA. RefSeq lists its product as hypothetical. The record is from RefSeq and is a predicted model, not a curated record. The transcript has 2 exons. NCBI's taxonomy places the organism in Eukaryota, Fungi, Mortierellomycota, Mortierellomycetes, Mortierellales, Mortierellaceae. The coding region runs from base 50 to 616 and encodes 188 amino acids.
UUUUUCUUCAUUCAUUGAAACCGUUGACAUUUAUUGACCUGUACACAUCAUGUCAAAGAAACUUACAGCACAGGCAUUGGAUUUACUCCUAAGCAAUCGCUCCACCAACAGCAGCAACAGCAACAGCAACAACAGCAAGAGCAACAGCCUUGUUGCUUUGUCAAAAAAAGACUCUGCUGUAAAACCAUCCGUUAGCAAGAAGAGGAAAAAGCUUAAAAGCAAAAGCGAUUCCUUGCCAAAGACAAAGACUGGGCUAAAAAAGAUUAAACACGAGUUGAGAUAUGGUUAUUCUAUCCGAAAAGCACUCGAAGAAAAAGAGGCAAAAGAAAACCCUCUAGACAAGUUGAGAGAAAGAUUAAACGAUGAACAAGUCAUAUUGCAAGACAACUUGACCUAUUACAGGACAACUAAACGAGCAUCAAAAAAGGAGAUCGAGCUUGCACAAAAGGUAAUUGGGAUGUGCCAUAUCACAUAUGCUGAGAUGAAUGUAGUGUCAGCAAAAAAAAAGGAGCGAGAAUUUAUGUUGGAAACUAUUUCAAAUUUGAUAGAUCAAAGAGCUACGUGCCAGAACCAUGAGCGGCAUCAGGACAACAGCAGUGAAGAAGGACGAGUCUGACGACGAGGAUUUGUG